AUGAGAAUGAAAGCGGGGGCUAAUUACGGAAUGGACGACUCAGACAACGAUGAUGCCGUCGUAUUAGCGUAUCAACAAAUUGUACAUAACGCUCAUGAUUUAUAUCAAACUGUGCCGAUUCAAGUGACAUCUAGGGAAAUAGUACAUAGGAACCGUGUCGCUGCCGAUACCAGAAUAAUGCAAGACCACUUCAACUUCAACUUUGUUUACGGGAAGAAAAGAUUCCAUUGUCGUUUUGGUAUGUAUCGACCAAUAUUUCUUCGUAUCUUAAGAAAAAUUAUAGAGAUGGACCCUGAGUUCGAACAACGUCUCAAUGGUGCUGGAAUUAUGGGUCACUCACCGCACAUGAAAAUGAUUGUUGUCAUGAAGUGCUUAUGCAAGGCAGUUCCUCCGGAUAACAUUGAAGAUUAUACUGCAAUGGGUGCGCCUACCAUCUACAGGUAUCUGAAGAGGUUUCUUGAUGCCCUGAUGUUUGGUUUUAACGAUAGAUACAUGCGUAGGCCCUCCCAGGAUGAUACAUAA
This is a messenger RNA of Papaver somniferum (opium poppy), 522 nucleotides long. RefSeq lists its product as uncharacterized. The transcript has a single exon. The coding region runs from base 1 to 522 and encodes 173 amino acids. The record is from RefSeq and is a predicted model, not a curated record. Lineage: Eukaryota; Viridiplantae; Streptophyta; Magnoliopsida; Ranunculales; Papaveraceae.